AUGCUUUCGUCCGUGGCUUGGGUCGCGCGCGGAAUUGCAGCGAGACAUCCGUCGAGGCUUGAGUUGGACGACGCAGAAUUAGAGCGUGUGAGCAAAUUGGCCAAUGUUGAGCUUCAGGAUGCGGAGCAGCAGUUGCGUGUGGCAGAAAACGCCGAUGUGGACGGCUGGGAAGACGUCGACGACGGCGCAGAGAUGGAGGAGGACGAAAACACCAACGACCCCGACGAUCUGAGUCGGUAUAAACUGGACGAGUACGAUAACAAGCCUAGUCAGACGAUUGCUAUGGGUGCGCUGAGCAAUAUCCGCGGUGUGCAGGCGUUCCGGAAUAACGACGACGAUCCAUACAUUACGCUGAAAAACGAUCCUGCCGACGAGGAAGAGGAGCGCGAGCAGCUCGAGGUGCUGCCCGGAGACAACAUGCUCCUUGCGGCCAAGACAGAUGACGAUCUAUCGAUGGUCGAGGCGUAUAUAUACAAUGCGCAGGACGAAAACCUCUAUGUCCACCACGAUCUGCUGCUUCCUGCCUUCCCUUUGCACCUAGAGUGGCUAGACUACGCACCCGCCCCGAUUCUGGAUGGCAGCCACCAGAGCCCUGCGGGCACGAUGGGCAACUACGUCGCAGUCGCCACGAUGGACCCCGAGAUCGAGAUCUGGAACAUGGACGCAAUCGAGGGCAUGUACCCCGACGCGAUCCUUGGGCGCAAGGACCUUACUGCCGCACUGAACGCGCCAUCUGGUACUGGGAAGAAGAAGCGCCGCGUGCCCAAGGAGCGCGUCCCCAAUCCGCACUACCACGUUGAUGCCGUCCUGUCCCUCUCCUGGAACAGGCGUGUGCGGAACAUGCUUGCAUCUGGCUCUGCAGACACUACGGUAAAGAUUUGGGAUCUGUCGCGGCCUUCUGCCGGCAAUAGUUCCAGUGCGCUGCGCAGCUUUGAUGCGCAUACGGACAAGGUGCAGAGUGUCGCGUGGCAGGUGAGUGGCCCGGGGAUGGCGCAAGGGGCAGAGAACCCAGCCGUGCUCUUGAGCGCGGGCUACGACAAGACCGUGCGUGUAUUUGACACGCGCAUGCCGGAGCAGGCGCUUGUUGCUGCGAUUGCUGCCGAUGUCGAGGCGGUGCGGUGGAAUGGAUGGAAAGACCAUGCUUUCCUUGUGGCGCUCGAGACGGGAAUUGUGCAGGGCUUUGACGCACGCCAGCUGGGGCCGACACUGACGGGCGACACUGCACAGUUUACGCUCGUCGCACACGAUGGUGCAUGCACAGCUCUCGAUAUCUCGCCGCAUAUACCAGGCUGUCUUCUUACGGGAGGCACAGACCGCCAAGUGAAGCUGUGGAGUGUAGAGGAUGGCGAUGGCGGCAAGCCACGAAGCGUCAAUCUUGUAACAGCACGCGACUUGGACGUCGGCAAGGUGUUUACCGCGAGCUUCUCGCCGAACGAUCCGCUGACGGUUGUUGCGGCAGGCUCCGUCGGCAAGCUGCAGGUGUGGAACACGUUGUCGAAUCCAGGUAUGCGGCGUACGUUUGGCGAUCGCCUGCGUCGUUUGGACGAGCACGCACCGCGUCAUCCCGCGCGAGUAGAGCCUGUCGAGGUAGACGCUGUGCAGGACCGUCCUGGUAUAGUCGGUCUCGAGGAGGAUGCUGAAACGGACGAGGACGAGGACGAAGACAUGAAUUAG
Messenger RNA from Malassezia vespertilionis, 1674 nucleotides. It is a transcript of the gene PWP1, whose product is annotated as rRNA-processing protein. The transcript has a single exon. NCBI's taxonomy places the organism in Eukaryota, Fungi, Basidiomycota, Malasseziomycetes, Malasseziales, Malasseziaceae. Gene Ontology annotation, cellular component: nucleus. Gene Ontology annotation, molecular function: protein binding. The record is from RefSeq and is a predicted model, not a curated record. The coding region runs from base 1 to 1674 and encodes 557 amino acids. Gene Ontology annotation, biological process: rRNA processing.